GCCGUGGUAAGCAGUUGAAGACACGAAAAUCAAAGGGACCGACCUUACGACAGCAGGUGUCGCAUCUGUGGCAACACUGGCAACACUGUUGUGAUGUUCUGUGUCACUUCUCUAGUCUCUGUCUGUUUUAACCUAAAAUUUAGAGAAAGAAGCGAUUCAUUUUAUUUCAGUUUAGCUCAAUUUUACUUUAUAAAGACGUAAUGUUAGCGGUUCAGCAAACUAACGAUGCUGGAAUACCAGAUAAAAUGUGGCAGCCUCCCUAUGUGCAGUUUGAUACAACCAUGGGCGAAUUUUUAAUAGAACUGUACUGGAAACAUGCACCACAAACAUGCAGAAACUUUGCAGAGCUUGCUCGCCGUGGAUAUUACAACAACACAGUAUUCCAUAGAAUUAUCAGAGACUUUAUGAUACAAGGUGGUGACCCUACAGGUACAGGAAAGGGGGGCCUAUCCAUCUAUGGGCCUACCUUCAAAGAUGAAAUACAUCCAGAAUUGAAGCAUAGUGGAGCUGGUAUAUUAUCUAUGGCAAAUUCUGGUCCAGAUACAAAUGGCUCACAGUUUUUCAUAACUCUUGCUCCCACACAAUGGUUAGAUGGAAAACAUGCAAUUUUUGCAAGAGUUCAUUCUGGAAUGAAUGUCAUUAAGAGGAUAGGGCUUGUAGAAACUGAUAGGAAUGACAGGCCUGUUGAUGAAAUAAGAAUCCUUCGAGGAAAGGUUCUAAAAAGUCUGUGAUAUCUCUUAUCCUUAUGUUUUAUUGAAAUAUUAUACCAAGAUACAAAUGAAUAAACGAUUAUACCGGGUGGUAGGGAAAUAAUAUUCGUAACUUUAAGAGGUGAUUCCUUGCAUUAUUCUAAGCAAAAAAGUUCAUUAUAACAUGUCCGAGAAACAAUCGUUUUCGAUGAAAGUGAGUCGUAAAUAAUUAAAUUUUCUCAAACAUUUGGCAACGCAACCGCGAUACGAGCGCACGACGACCGCAACUGAUUCAUCGAAUUGUUUACGUUUGUAUGAUAUUUUUGUUGAAAAUAUGCCUUGAAUUAUUGAAUACUUUUAGGCAAUUUUUGUGGCUAAUAUUUUUUAUUUAAUAACGCUUUCAGUACAGUAUAUUUACCUGAAAAAAAUGACAGAACUUAUCGGUACAUGGCCAUACACACCACCAAUUCCCACGAUCAUCAGUCACUUAUUUAAAACGAUGCGAUGCACGAAAAAAGAAAAAACCAACAUCCGUAAAUCACAUAAAGUUACAAUUAAAUGUAUUAGCAAUAGCAACAACACGCGAUGAUAGUCAUGUAUCGUUCGCGAACGAGUCGUUCAAAAUGAACGACUCAUCUAAGUGAGCGACGAUUGAACGACUCUUAUUACAUAUGGCUCGUUCAAUUGCAAAGCGUGUCUGCAGUAUGCAGCAACUGAACUGCGAACUGACAACGUGGUAACAGUACAGACAUUAUCUAGGGAAGCCAAUUGUUUUGUUUCGAGGUAUCUCAUUAAAUUAAAGAUGGGAUUUGAGGGCAAAAAUUGCAUUUUGAUCCAGGAUUCGGUAAUUCCUCAAAACCGGACCACAUAACCCUUCUUUUUUUGGAAGACAGUUUACAUUCGUUAUAUUCAAUUUCAACCAAAAAUAUUAAUACUUAAAUAAAUACAAUAACAUCGGCAACUCCAACCUUUAACCCUUUGGAGUCGGAUUUAUUUUUCUUAUACUUGUGAUAUAUCUGAGGUCAGAUUUUAUGUAAAUGUGGAUACUAUAUCAAGAAAUGAUAAUUUUAUUAAUGUAGGGUACGCCCUUUUUACGCUAAGGGCCGGGACAUAUUUGUCCCACUAGACAUUUUAGGUGGGGCAUAUAAAACCCAGUAGUCUUGAAAACAAUUGUAUUUCCAUUGAAAUUAUAUUGAACAACAUGUGAAAUAUUAUUGCAAAUGGUAAGGAGUGAAGCAAUUUUUGCAUAGAGGUUUAUUGCACAUUUGACACAAUGUUUUUGUUCUUACUUCCUUUUGCAUCUGUGCGCAUCUGCAGCAGCGACGUCUUGUGGGUCCCUCAAUAGGUAAAUGAUCGCCCACAUUUUGAAGUUUUCGUUUUUUGAACUUUGUCUCCCUAAAGAUGUUGCUGAUUUUCUCUUUACACUUGCCCCACUUCUUCCAACGCAAUCAAAUCUUCUGCUAUUGUAAUUAGGAAUGGUAGGAAUGAAGUUUGUGUGCGUCUUACAUCAUCGUAGAGAAUAUGAGCGUUUCUUGCAGCUAUCAUAAGGAGUUUGAAAAACACUUUUUUCCACCACUUAUUUGAUCUUCUGUCGAAGUCGUAUAAGCCAGCAUAUUGAUCGGUUAAAUCUACUCCUCCCAUAUGGUCAUUGUAGAACUUCAACAUUGUCGGCCUGGAGAAUUCUUUCUUGGUACCAUCUUUCAUGGUUCGUGUUACUAGAGUAGUUUCAUCAGAGAAGCAGUUACUGAUCGCCAACACUUCUUUCGUGUCUUGCCAUCUGCAAACUAUUGUACCAUUUUUAUUGAACUGAAAUUGAGUUUCUCCUCGUUCCAGGUUUCCAGAAAAUUUGGGAACAUUUUUACGAUUUCUCAUCAGAGUUCCGACAGCAGGAAACUUGAUAGUAUCAAGUAAGUGCACAGAUGAGAAAAACCUGUCAAAUGUCAAUACGACAUUCGUUAUUUUGAUACUGUCUGAUAAUUUGAGAACAACUCUUUCGCCAAGUGUCCCUUCAAAGGCGUUCACUUCUUUACCUGCAUAAAUAUUUAGAUCAUACACAUAUCCUGUUUUGAAUCUGAGCGAACCCAAAUUUUUAUGCCACGUUUUAUAGGCAUCAGUGGUAAGUACUGUUUCAAGGAAGACCUCCCUUUGAAUUUUGUCAUUGACUCGUCAAUACUUUGAAAAGUGGAGUCAGAACGAUAUUUGUUGAAUGUGUGUUUGAGGCAGUUGACAACUUCUUCGAUAUAAUAUAACUUUCCUGCAUCGGUAGGCUUCUCAGGGUUGUUGUAAUACAUUUUUGAUAAUAAUAAUUUGCAGCGAUCUCUGGAUAUAGCCUUCUUUAUGGCGGUGUUGCCCAAAGAGUCAUUAUUGGACCAGUAAUUAUUGAAUCCAGGAACACGAUUGUAGCACAUUACAAGAGAAACUCCCAAUAAAAUCAUUAUUUCAUGAUAAUCUGUUCCAAUGCUCUUUUUCUUGGUAACCUUCUCGAAUAUUUUCAAUCUGGCAUUUGUGUAUUUAGCAAUCUGCAUGAGUAGGCUUCUAGGAAAAAUCUUCAAGAAAAAUUCGACUUGCUUCAUUUGUCUCAGCAGGCAAGAAGUAGCUGCUGCUUCGUCAGGUAUACAGAAUCUUGGAGAAAAUUGUUGACUGCUGCUACCCCAAAAUACUACUCCAUCUGGUGCCACUACGUUUUCAGUUUCGAUUGCCUCAUUACCUUCUUGACUAAUUUCAUCAUCAUUGUUUAUAACAUCAGCGAUAAUUUCAUCAUCUUCGUUAUUGUCGCUUUCUGAGGAACAAUAAUUCUCAUCAUCUUCGCUAUUGUCGCUCUCUGAGGGACAAUAAUUUUCAUCUGAUGAGUCUUCACAAUGAAAUGGGUCAUAAUCGUCAUCACUCAAGCCAUCUUCCAUAAUUCUAUCAACUUCUUCUUCAAGUUCUCUUUGUGUCAGUAUUCUUUUACUCAUUGUUGUACAGAACCACCGGGACAAAUGUGUCCCGUUUAAAAUGCCUGCUGGGACCCAGGUGUCCCACAGUGUAAAGUACUGAGAUUCAACAGAUUUUAUAAGUACACGAUCAUUGAAAACUAGAGCAUUGCUUAUUACUAGCCUUAGAGAGCAGAUACAUUACAGUUAGGGCAAUAGUACACUUGCAAAUACUUCAGAAUAUAGUAGAACGCAAAGCACGUGUUGGCUGAACGGACUUCACCGAUAAACUGUGAGGUUAUGUGACUACUUGUCAACAAACACUUAUAUAGUGUGUGUUCGGAGACUGGUAUAUUUAUGUAUAAUGGUAAAACGGGAUCUAUUUGUACCACUAGGCGCACAUAAUACAUGAAUGGGACACGUAUGUCCCGAUAGACUCCAAAGGGUUAAUUUCAUUUUCAUAGCAUGAUGUAUAUUCUCUGACUCAGUGAGUCGUUACUAUAGGCAACACAAUACGCUCGUCAGCUGCGAGGCCAGUCACUAAUCGUAUCGUUCAAAUGAACGGCUCACUAAAGAGAGAUGAACGAAAUGUGCGAGCUCAGAGAAAAGAGUCGUAUCGUAUAUCUCAAGCCUACGCGAUGAUACAUGCAGUGUUUGCGGAGUACGGCGUUGCCAGUUGUGUGAAGGAUUUUGUUUGUAUGUUUUUCUUCUGAAAAUUGUUAAUAAGCAAGAAAAUUAUUUUGUUAGAGGCAGUUAAUUAAUAAAUAGAUGUAUUGAUACACUUUACACUAUUAGGCACAUGAAUUUAAAAUAUUAAGGUGCAAAAUUAAUUUAUUUUAUGACUAAAAAGAAAUAAGUUCAGCAUUUUUUUAGCUCCGAAGCGAUUGCUUUUUAGACAUAGGUUAUAAUGAACUUUUUUGCUUAGAAUCAUGCAAGGAAUCACCUCUUGAAGUUAUGAAUAUUAUUUCCCUAACACCCUGUAUACAACAAUGUUAUGCGUUCUGUGAUCUACAGUUCUACACAACUAAACUAAGUACGACAAUCCUCAACAUGUUAGUUCUUUGAAGAAAACAUGAAUUUUUAAAACCACACCCACUUUCCAAUGUAUUCGGAAACCGUUCCAUGUCAUUUUGAUGUUUCUUGAGUAUUUUAGGUUAGAUAAUCAGCUUGAAUAUGAAAAUAAUUAUCUGCUGCAUAUGUUUGGUGAUAAUCAGAGAUAAACCCUUCUAGUGAUAAUUUUCUCAGGUGGGAUGAGAAAACUAUUUUUUAAGACUAUUCUAGAUGAUUGGGUUGAAGAGAAAUCUACCACUCGUAGUCAUAUUAGGUUCUACUGGAUCAGGAAAGACGAAACUAUCACUUGAGCUUGCUCAAAAAUUUGAUGGAGAAAUUGUUGGAGCUGAUUCAAUGCAGAUUUACAAAGGGCUUGAUAUAUCUACUGCCAAGGCUACUCCCCAGGAGCAAUCUGUAGCCCCUCAUCACCUGAUUGAUAUUCUUGACCCUCAUGAAACCUUCACAGUGACUCAAUACCGCAAUAAAGCCCUUAAUGUGAUUCAAGACAUACUAGAUAGAAAUAAAUUGCCAAUUGUAGUUGGAGGAACAAAUUACUACAUUGAGGCCUUGCUUUGGAAGAUACUUAUAGAUAAUGAUCAAUAUGUAAAUACUCAUGGCAUCUUACCUCACAAUGAACAUGAACUGCCAAGUGAAGUUUUGCAUCAGAAACUCAAGGAUUUGGACCCCAAAAUGGCUAUGAGAUUACAUCCUAAUAAUAAAAGAAAAAUUAUAAGAGCACUUGAAAUCAUUUACGAUAAAGGACAGAAGGUCAGUGAUAUACUAGCAGAGCAACAAUCUGCAAGAGAUGCUUCAACCUCUGGAGGUGGACUACGAUUCACUAAUGCAAUAGUAUUGUGGCUGCAGUGCGUUCAAGAUGUUUUAGAUGACAGGUUGAAUAAGCGGGUUGAUUCAAUGAUGGAACAAGGUCUUGUGAAUGAACUGUUAGAAUUCCAUCAUAAAUACAAUCAAGAGAGGCUAAAUACUAAUGUUGAUCCAGAUUAUACUAAAGGAAUAUAUCAAGCAAUAGGAUUUAAAGAGUUUCACAACUACUUAAUGUUAAGUAAUAAAGAGCAAUGUUCAUCUGAAGGAAAAUCUGAAUCAUCUAAAGCUGUUGAACAAUUGAAGCUAGUGACCAGAAGAUUUGCCAGGAAACAAAAGAGAUGGGUUAGCAAUCGAUUCCUUGGUAGGAGUGACAGACAGGUACCACCUGUUUAUGGACUUGAUACAUCAGAUGUCUCAAAAUUCGAAGAGUGUGUUACAAAAGUUGCUGAAGAAAUUGUGAGAAGUUACAUCUACAAUGAACAAUGUCCACAUGAACCUCUUCCAAAGAAAAUCAACAAAUCCGUUCCAAAUAGUUUAUGUAACACUUACACAUGUAGUACGUGUGAUAGGGUAUUUAUAGGACAACUGCAAUGGGAAGCACAUUUGAAAUCGAGCAGACACAGGAAAGUUGCUGCUAAAAAGGAAACACCUUUAUCAAAGUCAUGAUUGAGAUGAUGAUAAUUUGGAGAUAGUACAUGCACAGAAAGGUAAAUUAUGUCUUAAGGUUUUGUUACUGACAAGUUCACUGGAAUGAACUAGUUAGAAAAUCGGUACGUACGAAUACGUUCAUACUUCUGUACAGAAGGAAAUUCUGUUUUUCUUCAAAAUACAUACCAAGAUAAUAAGUAUAUCUGGACGUCACAACUAAACAGUAUUAAGUCACACUUUAUAAAUUUUACAGUAUAGCAAUCUGAAGAAUUUAGAUUGUAGAAUACGCUAUGGACGAUGUCCCAGGUAUGAUGCUAAAAUGUAUUUUGCUGGCUCCAGUCAAUGUUGGUUGAAAGGUAUCACAAGCAGUUGUGAAAAUACACCCUUUUAUUUAAAAAUUUUGAUUGAAACACAACUUGUGGACAAAAUAUUGUAUGGUUCUGAGAAUGGACAUAAUAUCUUGUGACUAAAUACCUGAAUCAGCGACUUAAUACAGUGUGGCUCUCAGUCAAUGUUGUACAUUUGAUGACAAAGUCCUGUACAGCAAUAAAGAAAUAAUUGAAAAUAGAAAAAAAUAACGUUUAUUUGGGUUCUCAUUACAUAGACUCAUUAAUACUAACUUUAAUAGUAAAAUUUAAUUAUAAUAAUGCACUCUAUGCAAAUAUUCAACCAUCUAGUCAUCUUCAUGAACUGCCUCAUGGCGAAGAUUUUUAUAAUAACCAUGGAAGCGCUGCGGCACCCAUUUCAAUAGUUUUUGCAAAUCAGUGUAUUUUUUUGUGGAAAUUGGUUUUGGAUCAUUUCUUAUGGGCAGCAGCGUGGGCAAACUGGAUGUACUGGGAUUAUUCAAUUGUCGUGUUGAUCUGCGAUUAACUCUAUGGUAGUCGAUCUGUUCGAAAUUUUCUUGACAGAAUUUUGUUUUGAAAUGCAUUACUCCAGGUGUUUCCGCCAAAAAUUUCAUGUGCACCACUUUUGAUACAAAAAAUGUUUGGUUUGUCACUGUUUAUUUCUUAAACUGAAAAAUACAUCCUUGUAGAUCAUUGAAAUUUUUGAAGUUAUCUGUUUCCAUUUCUUUUACGGCUAUAUUAGGACCACACAACCUGAUUAGCUGCUGCCAAUCCCACGGUGUACAUAUUUGGAACUGAGGUAGUGACUUGAUUUGUUUUUCAAUUCUUGCAUGUACUGUAUCUGCCUCCAUAUGGGUAUGUCCGCGCAAAAGAAACUUAUGCUCAAUGCAUUUCAAAGAAGGCUUCAUUAUAAGUAGGUAAGAAUAACACAUGAUCAUCUGCUGGUUUCUAUUUUGAGAAGGACAAUUGUCGCUCCAAAUUAUAAUCCUUUCAAUCGAAUUAGGAAGAUCUAAGAUAUAUCUCAUCAUGCAUGAAGCCAUCUCAUUACCUCCACGACCGGCCACUGACUCAUCCCAAACAAAGCAAUCUGCAGAUUUGUCUGUUGCAUCAUAAAUAGUGUAAUUAAACGUCCAUAAUUUGAGGGAGUAGAAACUUUGACAAUUUUUUAGCAAAGGUGUAGCAAGACAUUUUUGUAAAUCAACAGUUAUCAUUUUUAUACCUGGUUGAGCUCUAGCUCCCUCUUUGUCUUUUCGUUUAUACGUGUAACGGUUAUCAGCAUCCAGAAGAUGAGCUUCAUACUUCUUUUGUAAUUCAUUUCGCUCUUCCACUGAUCCAGCAUCUUUCAACUUGAUAAGAAAUUCAUCGCAUGUAUCGCAGGUGUCAUUGUCCGGUUCUUUGAAUGACAGAUUGAACUCGGUGUUAAAUAUAUCUGCGUAUAACCACUGUUUCAGGAUUUCUGCUUGACUCAAUUUCUUUUCUAUACAUUCUUCAUAAAAGCAUUGAUACAUUUUGGAGAUACUGAGAUGACUUCCCAAGUAGCGCCUCUGGCUUUUAUUCCGUGAGUAAUGAGAGUCUACACAUGGGAACUUCUGAAUGUGUUCUCUUAUGAUGUUCCUCACUUCAGGACCAAUUUUGUUUGGUGGUUCGUGUUUGCCCCUUUGGUCAGGUAUCACAACGCCGCUGCUCAGUCUUUUUGUUAAUGCAAAGCGGAUUGAUGUUUGAGAGAUGCUUAGAGUGUUGAUAAAGAAAGUACGACAGACACUAAUCUUUUUGCCGUUCACCGUGAAAAAAUAUCUCAAUGAAUAUUUGCGUUUACCAGCACGUGACCCAGUUCUAGUACGAACACGUUGCACUGGAACUUCUUCUAUGCAACCAGCAAUAAAUUGCCUUUUCUGGUCCACAAGUAGCUCACUGCUCCAAAACUGGGAAUAAAUUGAAGCUCGAUCAUCAGAUGAGAUAUUUAGAGUGCACUUCUUCUUACAAUCAACACCACAGGGUAGUUUCAUACUUUUUGCGGGAAUUACUUUCUGUUUUGCUGACACAUAUUCCUCGCCUGCUGCUUUCUUUGUUUUUCUGAUGUUGUUCUUCCAUUUUUUACAGUUUCUGGAACGUUUUCUUCCUUUUUUUUCAAUAGUAGCUGCAGAAGAUACAGAUUCAUUGGAACUACUACAUGUUUCGGUUUGGUAAUUCAAGUCUGAAUGAUACUCUGUUAGGACAGUAUUGGCAAUAGGGUGCUUACUAUCACUACUACAACUUUCCAAAGUAUCAUUUUUUUCGUAUUCUUUGUCAACAACUGGAAUAAUUUCAUCUCCUACGUUUUCAGCGACUAGCAUCGGUUCAUCAUUGUUAUCUACUGCUACUGCAAUCACUUUUACAUCACUUGGUAUGCCACCGUCCAAAGAUUCUGGUACUGCCUCUAAUUCCAUAAGAAUCUCGGUCUCCUCAUCACAUUGCAACUGCCCUGAAAAGAUGAAUGCAAACAUUACAAUCGUUACAAUAGAAGACGCCAAGUAGAAGCUAUUUCUUCAUUUUUAUUAAACUUGAAAUCGUGCAUAGCCAGUGCCAUUUAUUAUUGUUAGCAGAUUCUUUGAGAACCAGUUCUGUUUUCGAUAGCUAAUUUUACUUACAACUAUGAACAGGUUCAUCUAAAGGCAAUAACUGAUUGAUUUCAGAAAUAUACUUACCGUCAUAUACAUUCGAUAAUGAGGUUAUGUCAUCUUCUUCAGGGGCCCAUUCGUCAGGUUUCCGUGACUGUAUCAUUUCCACAAGUUUUUUGCCUCUAGAUGUCAUAAUGGCAAUGAUAAGAAUCCAAAAUUUGAUAAUCUACUGAUGCUUCUAGCUAAUUUUAUAUUAAAUAUGCUACCUCUCACUGUAUGGACAUAAUAUAAACUAGUGCUGUUAGCGGAGACGGGGCAACUGUAGGAGUAACCGGAGAUCGCGGAGCUGGCACCGAACGGUGAUAUCCGGUACUACUGUAGGAGGUGGGGAGAAUCCGGAGGGAUACGGAGGUAGGGAGUUAGGGCGAUCUCCGGAGGGGAACGAGGCGACUGGUGAUACGGAGUCUAGUGGUGUUAACGGAGAGAAGUUAUGGGUGUGUGUGUGUGUGUGUGUGUAUGUGUCGCGAAUCUGCCAUUUGGCCAAUUUGAAACUUUUAAAUGGAUCCUAGAAAAUCGUCCCAAGCGUGGCUCCAUUUUGAGCGAAUAGAUGAUAAGCCGGACUCGGCAAAGUGUAAAAUUUGCGGAAAUGUUUCCAAAAGGGGUGGCGGUACAAAGAACUUGUUAGAUCAUCUGCAAAGAUUUCAUUGCGUGGUGCUGGAAAAUGGAGCCAUCGCAACACGUGCUGAUGGGGGCCCAGGUUUUUAUGAGGAGAACAGCCCAAAACGGAAGGCCCUCGACCGUCAUUUCCUAAGAAUGUUUGCCAUGGACUAUCAGCCGUUUCGUGUUGUGGAAGAUGAUGGAUUCGUUCAAUUUGUGAAGGCCCUUGACCCACGGUACAAAUUACCAUGUAGACAAACGAUAUCUAAUGUAAGUAUACAGUGUAUGUGUGCAGGUUGUCCUAAGUUUACCGACUUACUACGGUAGUACAAAUAUAGUCAUGAAUUUUAGUAAAUUCCCUUUUUAUGUUGCUACUGUUACAGAAAUUGCUUCCUGGGCUUUACGAAGAGGUAAAAGAAGCCAUAAAAAGGAAUCUAGCGGAAGCAAAGCACGUGGCGCUAACUAUAGAUGCCUGGACUUCCAUAAGUCAAGACCCCUACUUGGCGGUAACCGCUCAUUACGUCAGAGAGGAUAAGUUGAAAGCCGCUUGCCUGGAUUGUGUUGUUCUGCCAGGCAGACACAGUGCAGAAAAUAUCAAGAAAAAGUUCUUGAAGUAAUGAAUGAGUGGCGACUUGUCAACAAGGUGACAGCAGUUGUGACUGACAACGGCGCCAAUGUUGUUGCUGCCCUUAAAUUAUUAAAAUUGCGACACCUACCUUGCGCAGCGCACACGCUCAAUUUAGUGGUCCAUGACGGCGUUACCCAAUCUUACGAUGUGGAAAAUCUUUUUGAGCGCUGUGCUGCCAUUGUCACUUUUUUCAAACACAGUAACCUGGCAACAUAUAAGUUGAAGUCCAAGCGCUCUGCCGCCAAUAAAAGUUGCUUAGGGGUAGUGCAGCAGGUAGACACGCGCUGGAACAGUAAGCUUGCGAUGAUACGUCGUCUCAUUGAACUCCGCGAGGAGCUAAUUUUAUGCAUGUCUGAAUUGCCAAACGCGCCGCAAGGUUUAAACGGUAAGUUGUAUAUAAUUUUUUCCUUUAAAUAAAAGAUGGAAUACUUGUUCAUCUUGCUUGGUCCAACUACGAUUACCUCUUUAUUGUUAUUAUAGGAGAUGACUGGCAGAUUUGGUCCAGCUGGAUUCAAUAUUACGUCCAUUUGAAGAGAUGACGAGGACGUUGUCUGGUGAGAAUUAUGUCACGGCUUCUCUCAUUAUUCCUCUUACCAAGGGGUUGAUCCGAAUGCUGGACGAUAUCGACCGGUCUGCUCUCAAAUAUGAGGUUCAGGAGUUUCUUGACAAUAUUAAGCAAUCGGCGAUUGAUAGAUUGCUGCAAUAUGAGCAACGCAGCGUUGCAAAAGGUGCAACUCUCAUGAACCCCCACUUUAAAAAGAAAGGGUUUGUAUCUGAAAAUCGGGCAGAGGAUGCACGAAUUCAAAUAGAGGCCGAAGUCAAGACAGAGGUUCAGAGGAUGCCACCACCGACACAACAAGGAGGAAACCUUACCCCGGCUCCAUAUGCCGGCGUUCUGUCUUACCUAAAUGAUCAAGGCGAGAGACAUUCAACGGCCAGCACUUGCACUGUGGACGCAACUAUUCUCGUUAGACAAUAUGUGGAAGUGCAGCCAAUCAACAAUCAAAGAGACCCGAUAAAGUAUUGGUCUAACGUUGACGUUCAGUGUAAACCCCUUGCUCAGGUGGCAUCAUAUUAUAUGUGUGUGCCAGCCACUUCAGUUCCAUCAGAACGUCUCUUUUCAAAGGCCGGUUACGUUAUUAACGAGCGACGAAAUUCGCUAUCGCCGGCAAAGGCAAAAAUGCUAGUGUUUUUACAUGGUAACAGAGCAUUUGUUUAAAAUGAAUAUUUUCUCCCUGUUACAGUAACACCUCCAUAUCUGUUUGUACGGUGGUAUAGUGAUGUUUACUUUGUAUUUUGGGG
Acanthoscelides obtectus is the source of this 11649-nucleotide messenger RNA. The record is from the annotation of a GenBank genome assembly. NCBI's taxonomy places the organism in Eukaryota, Metazoa, Arthropoda, Insecta, Coleoptera, Chrysomelidae.